Molecule: messenger RNA, 6159 nt
Organism: Porites lobata
Lineage: Eukaryota; Metazoa; Cnidaria; Anthozoa; Scleractinia; Poritidae
Source: the annotation of a GenBank genome assembly
AUGGAAUCCUUUCAAAAAUUAUCGUCCCAACGUAGCGACACUUUCGUUAAAAGUUUUUGGCUUUUCCCUUUUUUGUCUAUGUUGUUGACGAUUGCGUUGUUUUUGCGAAUGGAGGCAAUCAACAACAAGACGGAGCUUAAUGGAAUGCGAAUAUCGAAAGUUGAAAGCCAAAUGAAGAUUAUGACGACCUUCCAUGCAACAGAUGACAAAGAUGUGAAACAGACCCAAGGUAGGCAUGCAUCUGUCUUACAUUUUCUGCACCUUUAAGUUCAGAAUACAAAAACAACCAAUCGUAGAAAAACAAUGAAGUUUUCGACACAUUGCCUUGAACCAAGCAAAAAUAAGUGCCUGAAAGCGUAAUAAGUUAGUUAGGGGCUCCUGGCCUGCAUGCGCCUGUGCACGAUGACUAUUCGGGAACCAUUUUGCUAGCCAUCGGGCUCUUUAAUAUUUUCAAUAUUUUUAGACAAAUGCUGCUAUGUAAUAAGUUUGCAUUCUUGAAACGAGUGAGGAGAAUUUUGACGGGCUAACAAAAGGCAGAAAAUACGUGAGCGAAUGCAAAGUAGUAGUGCCUCUGUUGACAUGACUUAUUGACCACUGAAAUAAAUAAUAACUCUCACGUGCAUCAAAAAAAUGCUGGGAAUUUUUUGAGAAAAAAGCCAUACAGCGAAUGCGAUCAAGACAAAAGCAAAUCACGCGAGCCAAGAUCCAUAAUCUAAAUGGCCUUAAUUUUUAAAAAGAAUUGAACCGGUCUUGCGCAUAGCCUGCGUCUCAGACACUCCACACUGCCUCUACAGCAAUGCUUUAGACAACAAAAUUGUUUAAUUAAUUUCUCCUUUGUUGUUUGAAACUGGCAAACAGGCGUUGUAGUAACCUGAAUUUCCGAAGUGCCUUCGAGUCGCUUACUGCAUUUAGGGAGUAUUAGUAGGUAUUUUUAAAACUGAACUCACCGAGUCACAACAACAGGAAGUAGAAAACAGACUUAUGUAACGUCAUUUGAUACUAGGCUACUUUAAAAAAAAAUCUCAAGACCUUUUUAGCUUGGAAACAUUGUUCUAGCAGUACAAUAAUUGGAUACGAGGGAAAUCAUUGGAUCUGGAUAUACCUGUGGGAAAUUAAUAAAGAAUACACUUUCCUUUCAUAUUUCGAUCAGGCGAUCAGGCGAACGAAGCGAGCCGCGAGAAACGCGCGGGAGCGAGCAGCGAAGCUGCGACGGGCAUUCGUGUCCCUUAUAGCGUGCGCGGCUGUCGCGUGACUUCUCGCGACUUCUCUAGAUGGAGAGCUUGCUCACAUACAGGCAGGCUAAUGAAAGUCUGGCGAGGACGUUAAGCAUUGAAUUAGAUUGUCUUGGCCAAGAAAUCUAAAAUUUUCAGCGAAUACAAUGCUAUGGAGUCUGAAACUGUUAUUCCACCGACUUUCUUUGUGUUUCUAUUGCAACUCCAUUUAGACUCCAAGAAAAUGGUGGCCAGUACAAGGAUUCGUCGCAGCAUGAACUCAGCAAGCAACAGCUCGCUGUCAAUAGAGGAAGUACGCCGUGAAAUCAAUAUAAGAAUAGGCCAACUGAAACCAGAAUCCUGGUGUCAGCAUUCAAAAAAUGCCUGCGUCCCAGGUCCUCCUGGUGAAAAAGGAAGUAGAGGUUCCAGAGGAAGACGAGGAAGGCCCGGUGACAAGGGUAAAAGAGGUGCACAAGGCAUUAUGGGUCCCCCUGGCAGACAUGGCAAACAAGGAAUUAUGGGAAAACCAGGAAUAAAAGGAGAGAAAGGACAGAAAGGUAAAGUGUUCAAAGAGAAGAAUUUUAAAAUGAAAAAGUUUCCCGAUACAACCAUUGAAAAAUUUGAUUUAACUUGUGCACGGUUAGCGCUGUCUACACUUAAAAACAAAACAGACCUCCUCGUAUUUGAAAGCCUUUCUGAUCUGGCGAGCUGUAACAUAUUUGGAUUUUCUCCUUGCUUAAAUUCACCUUCUUAACACUUUUUCUAACUUAUAAAACAAAGUCUAGAGACUGAUAAUUACCAGGCUUCUCUAUAAGGGCCAGCUAGAGUGUACUUUACACCAACAAAUUUGCUAUAACCGAAAUAACGAAUUUAUUUUUGAAAUUUAGGAAGAUUUUAUAAUUAAAGUCAUACUAUGUGUUGUAAGGCUUUUAAACUUUUCCUCGGCUUAAAAUAUCACAGGGUCUCAGUGAAGGGUCCGUUCUCCAACAUUGCGAGUAAUCAAGUACAAUCAGCUUGGUCUUUAAUUGCCUUUACAUGCUGCAAUAAAAUCACUAUUCAUGUAGAAAUUCACCUUUAAUAUAUACACGUUAUUGACCUAGCGUGAGGUCAAGAUGGCUGGAUAUUGGCCACGUUAAGUUCGUUUUCUUGCGUUUGUGUGAACCGAGACGUACUCGAGGACAAUAAAAACGCAAAAAAGAACGAGGUCAAUAGCCAGGCAUCUUGACCUGACGCUCGGCCACUAAAGGAUUUAUUAAUACCGAAUUAUAUGGCAAAUAAAAGAACUUUUUCUUGCGCGACCAACGCGGGAAAUCCCGAAAGGGCACGGCUCGGGUAGCCAAUCAGAACGCAAAAUUAUUUUCAUCUUGCCCGCCCACGGAUUCAGCCAUAUAAUAAAUCAUACUACUUAUUAACCUCGUCCGUUCGGUCAUUAUAGGGAAAUCUCCGACCAAGGCCUUGAUGUAUUGACCGAGCGAUAGCGAGGUCAAUACAUCAUGGACCUGACGCUAACGAUCAAAUAGAACCAACAACUAGUUAGCGGAUAACUUAAAAAAAAAAAACACUUUGAGCCCGCGUUACAGUCAGGUGACACUGGUCUGCGGACACCUUUUUGACAACUGUCAGCUGACCAUAACAUGGAUAGUCAUUAGAAUGUCCAGUGUCAAGCUAAGCACCUAGAUUGUAUAUAGCUUAAACAUCUAGCUAGUAAUGCCUGGUCAUUUCAAGAAAACAACGGAGCCCAUCAAAGCGCGUACUACUAACAAUAAGCAGUCAUAUCGUCCUGUAGCGAAGCUCUUCAAGUUGAAUGUUGCGAUAACCUCAUCAGGUGCAGUGGGGCCCAGAGGGAUGACAGGACUGAAGGGAGAUCCUGGAGAAUCGAUUUCUCUUCCGGCAGCGAUUGUAUCACCUAACACACAAACAGUGAGAGAGAACCAGUCUGCUACGUUUUACUGCUCGGCCAGUGGCAACCCAAAGCCUACGGUGACCUGGACAAAAGUGAAAGGUUUGUUUAAUAAAGUGCAGAGAAGAAGCUACAAAAAUCACGAAGGGACGCUUGAAAUAAUCCGCUCAACUUACAAUGACUCAGGGGAAUAUAAGUGUACUGCAGUUAGUGUACUUGGACGAGAUGAGAAAAUUGUAAAUCUUAUUGUUGAAGGUGAGUAGCGUGUUAAUAAACCUUUUUACCGGUACGGCCGCCAUAUUGAAAUAAUUCGAUUUAAGGAGUAUUAUAGGAUGCCCAGGGGGCAUGAGCACAUUUCAAUUGUAUUUUUGGGCGCUUUCCGGGACAUUUUUUCUUAAAGUUUUCUUAGAAUAAGAUUGUAAUGGGAAAAAAGAUCCUUGUACCGUGUUUGGAUGUAAUAAUGAUCGCCUUUUCCUAGUUUAGUAUUAGAAAUAUGGUCUUUCACUGUAUAUUUCUCGGGAAAAAGGCGAUCAUUAUUACAUCCAAACACGGCACAAGGAUCUUUUUUCCCAUUACAAUCUUAUUCUAAGAAAACUUUACGAAAACAUGUCCCGAAAAGCGCUCGAAAAUGCAAACGAAAUGUGCUCAUGCCCCCUGGGCUUCUUAUAAUACUCCUUAAAUCGAAUUAAUUCAAUAUGGCCUCCGUAUCGGUAAAAAGGUCUAUUUCUUGUCUCUUGGCCUAUUUCAAAAUCAAAAGUCAAUGAGGUUCUGCAUAAAAUUUAGAAUGUCUGAACGAAAAGUCAAAUGUUCAAAAUGCGGAAUGUUGUUCAAGUCAACUGAAGUACGAACCACUACGACAACCCAAUUUUUUAACUGUGAAAGGUUUGAACCCAGGAGUCAUUUCAAAAGUAGGCUGAGUUUGAUCGUCCGGGUGAACGUAGUCCUGAAUGGGACUAUCGUUGUUGAUAGGCUUGUCAGUGGCGAGCAGAUCGCCGAAGCCGAAACAAAGUCACUGUCAACAACAACAGUCCUAUUCAGGACUACGUUCUCGAUACGUUCACCCGGACGAUAAAACUCAACCUACAUUUUAAAUUUUUAAAUCAACUUAUCUUUCUCUUCUCAUUUACAGUUGGUCCGCGCCUGACAGAAGUACCAGAACGAUUUCUGAGGAAGCUGUAGCUUCACUUACUUGUGAAGCUUUCAGUUAUCCGCCAUCUGUAAUCACGUGGACACGUUCUCUGGGGUCUUUACCAAGAAGGCGCAGCAGCAUCAGAAAUGGAACUUUGACCAUUCGAGAUUUCUACAUUGCAGACACUGGGACGUAUGUUUGUACGGCCAGUAACAAGCUAGGUUCAGUCACGGUGGCCACAACCCUUGGAUUUCAGAGAAAGAUAGGUGGUAAUUAAUAGUUUUUUUUCUAGAACAAAAAAGCAUGAAGUGAGGACUGAAAAGACAACCGUGAGAUUCUCAUACAUUUUUAAAAUUCUAUAAAUUCUAUUUAACCACUUCAGAACUCCUUCACUUUUCCUUAACCUUGGAAAAUAUAGAACGUAAGAAGAAAUGCCGUUGGAACUACACCUGGGUCCAAAAGAUGUUAUAAAAGAGUAAUUCGUCAUUUUUCUUUUUAUUUAUAGCUUCCUGCAAUGCUGUGAUGUCAAAAUAUUCAACAAGUGGGAAAUAUGAGCUCAAAGUUAACUCUAUGAAAUUUGAGGUGAGCAGACAAAUCAUAAAUACUAUAUUAAUAGGGUAUAAGAUAAUACUUGCAUUUACAAAAUGGAAAAUAAUGAUUAGACUAAGCUAGGUAGAAUAUCGUUUUACACUGACUUGUCCUGCAGAUCAAGUAUAUUUGCCAAAGCCGAAGACAGAGGAAGGGAACCAAUUACAUUGUUUCACGUUUCACUACAAACAGUAUGCUUGUCUUGUUCCGUAAAUCAGCAUGCCUACGCACGAGCAGAUUCUGCAGCUAUUUAUAUCUUAUUAAUAUUUAUUAGACUUCGCGCAUAGUAUAUAAGCAUAUAUUAAUAAUUCACGGUUGUCAGUUUGACUAACUUUAGUUCGAGUUGCCCCCACUCACCCCUUCUAUAAGUAUCUACGUGUCUUCCCCAUAGAGCUUACUCUUCUGGGGUGACUAAUAAGUAUGCAAGGAGGAUAAUGAUCAAAAAACUUCUUUCUCUACUGCGCAUAACCAGCUCGUUGUCUCAAAGUAGUUAUCUGUUAGUGUCGUAAACAUCGAUAGCUAGAAAACUCCAAACUUUUGAAUUGUCCUAAAUAGGAACUUUAUCGAUAGAAGAUCGCCACUACACCUAUUGUGUUCUAUAAUACGCAUUAAUAUUUACCAUUUUUCGAGUAAUCCAUGGCCUCUUUUACACACGAUAUUUUUUUACACAGGUUUAUUGUGACGUCACAGUCCAACGCUCGUCAUGGACACUCAUUGCCCGAUUUUCUAACGCUGACGUUAAAUCCUGGAUGCGAGACGAUGGACUCUGGUGGUAUGACCAAAAUGCUUCCAUGGGAACAACAACUGAUCCGUCAGUCAAUACGGAUAUGAUCUCACCAGCUUUCUGGAUGGUUAGAGGUAGCGAAUUUAAGAUCACGCGCAGUGAUGAUUCCAGUCACACGCCACUGCUGCAGACCACAGGGAACUGUUUGGGUGGACAAACACUUCGAUCAAAAGUAACAAGUUAUGGCGACUUUAGAAAUGGCAAGGUUUGGUCCAGUAGCAGGUGCCUAGGAAGCUGCACGGUUCAGUAUGGCGGUCAGUACAAGACAACACACGGGUUUGGUCAGACUGAGUGCAGCAGCAACAUCCAAAGUAACAACAAGAUCGGCUUCUGGUGUGACUGGGGUGGUGGUGAUGGAUCAGUGAUGAUGAUUGGUGGAGGAGGAAAGGACUGUAACCGUGCUGAUCACGGGAUUGGAAUAACAGAAACUAACGCUGCUUCGUUUGUUGAAGAAAGCGGCACUCAAACUGAAUAUGACUUUGGAUAUGACGCUGAUACAAGUAGACCUCCAACCAAGUCCUACUCAUUAAACUUGUGGAUCCGUUGA